Messenger RNA from Ogataea philodendri, 843 nucleotides. RefSeq lists its product as uncharacterized. NCBI's taxonomy places the organism in Eukaryota, Fungi, Ascomycota, Pichiomycetes, Pichiales, Pichiaceae. The transcript is spliced from 2 exons. The record is from RefSeq and is a predicted model, not a curated record. Bases 1 to 843 code for a protein of 280 amino acids.
AUGAGAUUUCCUAAAUCGGAUAAACAGGAGUCGCACACGACUCAAACUUUAUUUUUUUCAAACUUAGCUAUACACCAUCAGAGAAAUGAAUACUUAUGCCAACAUGCUACCACUCUAGAACCAGCAAUGAAAACUCGAACAAACGACUUGGGGAAAUAUGAUUAUUUGAUAAGAUCCAAAAUUUGCUGUGUCAAGUUCGAGAUUUCGUCGCCCCCAUUGAAGUCUUCUCCUGUCAGGUUGUUGAGAUUCAUCUUGCCUCUGUUGAUUUCGCUUUUGAUCUUGGACUUUAUUUCCUGGUUGUUCGACUCCAGCAGUUGCAGCAUUGUCCAGAGCGCAAUGUGCUCGAAGGUCGAGUUGCCCGAGUUCAAGAACUCCGAGAUGAAGUUGGAGAUCCCGUCCAGUAGUACAGUAGUACUGGACGUCAGGGUCGGGCGAGGACAGCAAUUGGACCAGCACCGGGACGGAACCGGCCUCGACCAGCUCUUUGCGAUUUUCCAGCGAAUGGGUCAUGUUCAGCAGGGCGCCGGUGGCAUUUCUUUGCACUCUAAGAUCUGGAGACUUUGCAAGUUUGGUGAGUGGGAUAAGGGCGCCGGAUGUGGCGAUUUUGGUUUUGUUUUUGUCCUGUGUGGCCAGGUUGGUGAUGCAUCCCACUGCGUUGCACUGGACUUCGAUGUUGGAGCUCAUCAUUUGUCUAAUAAGGGGCACCAGCCCACCCAUCUCGACUAUAAGCACUUUGUUUUCGUCGUUGACAGCCAUGUUUCCCAACGCGGCACAGGCUGCGCGCUGAACGUCCUGGUCGGAGCUCUGCAGCAGAAUCAGAAUUGGCUCCAGGACGUCUCUUGA